AUGCAUAUUUUUUGGAUAUCGUUCUUAGUACUACAAACACUUUUACUCUGUAAUCUCUUUAAUGGUUGUGCACUUGGAAGUAAGAUUUGCAAUGCAUCAUCUAUUCACCUAAUUACAAGUGAAAAGUGGAAUCAACCUAUGAGAAUACGAUAUCCAGCUGAUGGUGCAGUAUACGGUGUUACAAUUCAUAAGCAACUACUUGCAACUGUUCUGGACAACACAAUUAUUGUAUGGAAUAUAUCUUCCAUAAUGACACUUAAAGAUUUUCACUGUAUGCAGUUACCAGAACCAGUACAAAAGAAGUUAUUAGAAUUCAAAUUCAUUGAUGAUGAAAUGUUACUGUAUUGCGAUGUCACGGCGUGCAGGUUAUGUGUGCUGACUUCCUUAAACGAACCGUGCAUAGAUUAUCAUUUGGCACUAAACAAUAAGAAAGUUGAAAAAUUAAUGUAUGCAGUAGCUGCAAAAGAUUCUAAUGAAAAUGUAAUUAUUCGUUUCUCAACUCAGAACACUAAUAAAGCUGCUAUUCUCAAAUUUCAAUCCCACCAUUUUAUUGGAAACUUCCACAAAAUAUCAUCAGUGCAAUCAGCAGAAGACAUACAUAUAAUUGACAGACAUAAAUUAGCAACCGCAUUCAAUCGGCAGGGUUAUACUUAUUUUGUGGGAUCAGCGCGUCGACCUUAUGAACCUUACAUCAACGCUAAAAUGGAAGAAACAAUUGUAAUGUCAGUUAUCAUUACUCGAGUUUGUGACGGUGAUCAUACACACCAGCUGGAAUCUCGCAUUGAUAUGGCACUUGUCUGUGGAAAUAUCAGUUCACAAACAAAUGUUCGUACCUUGGCAGCUGAAUAUAAUCCACAAAGCGAUAGCUUGAUAGUUGUUUUCCAAGCGCUUGAAACUGACUACAAUCUAGCUUGUAAGUACUCCAUGGAUCAUGUUAAUAAUGCUUUUGAUCAAAUAUGGAUGGGAUGUCAAAAUAUUACUUACAAGUCCUCUACAAAGGAAUGCCAAAAAAUUCAAAAUGAGAAAGAACUGCCUGCUCAUUGUUUCAUAUUUUCUCGAAGAGCAGAUGCACAUGCUAUGAGGACCUGUUCUAGAUUUGGUGGGAGAUACUCUAAAGAGCCGCUAAAUAAUUGUGAUCUGGAAUUAUUUCCAUCAUCUGCAUAUCGUUACGGUUGGUUGGAGCAGUUUUAUGGAUUAAAAGGACAGCUCAUAGCUAUUUUCCCCAAUUUUGAAGAAGAUAUAUUAUCCGUGAAGCAUUUUCAUGAUGACAAUGCAUUAUUUAUUGUUCAUACUGGUGGCUAUUUACAGCGGAUAUCAAUUCAAAAGAAUCAUACAGCAUCAUCAUCCUUGUGGGCGCUUCAACUGCAACGCAAGCAGCCCAUCAGGCAUAUGCAUAGUUUCCGAUAUCAAAUCACAGCAGAUUUCGACCGCAAUCGAAUUUAUUACGUUCAAGACAAUGAGUUAAGCUAUACCGAACUUACUUGUUCCUAUUUUUACGAUACUUGCGACUCACUGGAGCGAUUGGACUGGUCUGAUCCAUUACACUGCCGUUGGUGUGCUAUGAAGAAUGGUUCCGGUUAUGCAUUUUCUGCUGAAAAGGGCGACGACACCUGCCCAUUUUACGUUGUUGAUAGUCUGUGUACGCCGUUUAUUGAACAUGUAAAUAUUCCAUCAACUCUUACCAACCAAACGGUAUUUGAAGUAUAUGGUGGGAGAUUUGAUCGACUGCAAGAUAUUGAAGCUAAAGUAUGCAACCAGUAUUGUGCAGUUUUGGUUUUGGGAUCCACAAAAUUGUCAUGCACAGUAGACAUGACAAAUAAUGCUGCUCGGGACUGUAAUUUUCAUCUGAAUGGCAAACUUGGAGCUCUUGGUCCCUUUACUGUCAUUUUCGAAUUGCCACAAAAACUUCAUUUUCAUAUUGCAAACACCGUCUUAGCAAACACUGCUAAUCAUUAUUCCAAGCGCAGCAGAGCAGUUGCAGCGAUCUGUGCUGUGAUUGUACUCGCAUCUCUUAUCGUACUCAUUUUACAUGUAACUCGUCGAUUAUAUGAACACAAACGAAUUCGAAUGAAACAUUAUGGUAAAAAUAGAUCAAGCACAGAAGUUGAUGAAAACCAUGCAGCAUUUGUCGAUAGCAGUCUCUUUCGUGGGCUUAGGAGAAAUGAUGAUCAAAUAAAGAACUUCAAUCCAUACGAAAACCUUUUCCUCGAGAUUGAUUCAAAGUUGAAAAUACCAUUAAAAGAUCUGGAAUUUGGGGAUGAAAUUGGAAAAGGAAAUUUCGGUAUUGUAUAUCGAGCAGUGUACCGAAAGGCUAGUAAUGGACAGUUAAUGGACGUUGCGUGUAAAACCAUUGAUUCUCAUAGUGAUGGUGUGAUAACAGGAGUUAGCGAAUUUUUACGAGAAGGCUUAAUUAUGGCCAAUUUAAAUCAUUUAAAUGUAGCCAGACUUGUUGGUAUUUCCGCAACUGACAACAGUUACCCAAUCAUUGUCACUGAGUUUAUGGCCCAAGGCGAUUUACGACAUUAUAUUAUCAACCCCGAAAAUAAACUCACAUUUGGUAAUUUACUUGACUUUGGCAUCCAAAUCGCACGAGGAAUGACAUACCUACAUGAGAAACAAUUUAUUCAUCGCGAUCUUGCAGCACGAAAUUGCAUGUUAGAUGCAAAUCUCACCGUUAAAAUUGCUGAUUUUGGUUUGAGCCGCGACGUAUCACGGUGUGGAAUGUAUCAAACCAUUCAUAGAGAUCGUGGAAUCCCUAUUCGAUGGAUGCCUAUUGAAUCACUUGAAAAACAACUGUACACAUUUAAAGCAGAUAUUUGGGCAUAUGGAGUUGUAUUAUGGGAACUAGCUACACGUGGUUUGGUACCAUACGCAAACUUGGAAUUUACUGAUAUAUUGCGCCUGUUAAAAAUUGGACAUCGUCUAACAAAACCAAAAGGAUGUCCCGACAAUUUAUAUUAUCAUGUGAUGAGGCCUUGUUGGACUGAAGACCCGCAGUGUCGACCAACAUUUUGCGAAUUAACGGAAAUGAUGGAAGACGUCGUGAGACAACUACGUCGUGGGAUAUCAGGUGGAGCACUUCUGGAUAGCCAUUAUGAACGGGUAUCAGUACGUUCAUUUGCUACUUCGCCUACAGUUACCAACAAUUUAGACUCCACAUCCGACCCUGUUAUUACUGAUUUAAAGGCUGUCCCAACUACGCCCAAUUCAGCGAAAUAA
This is a messenger RNA of Thelazia callipaeda (thelaziosis nematode), 3219 nucleotides long. Lineage: Eukaryota; Metazoa; Nematoda; Chromadorea; Rhabditida; Thelaziidae. The record is from the annotation of a GenBank genome assembly.